AUGGCCUCUAUUCGCGUUCUUUCCUUCGAUGCUGAGGGCCGUCCCGUGCAGUUCACUUCCUGGCUCGACGACCUGCAGUUGUAUCUUAUGAGCAAUAGCACGGACCACAUCUCCCUCUAUGACUACGCGUCUGGUGCUGCCGCUGCUCCUGCUGCCACAGCCGAGCUUAGUGUACGUUCACAGUGGCAGACUCGUGACGCUGCAGCUCGCCUGGCUAUUCGCAGUCACCUGCCGUUAGCUGAGCUAGAGCACUUUGGCGACUGCAAAACCGCUAAAGCCCUAUACGACGCUGUCGUUGCUCGCUACUCCUCACCUGCCACAGCCGAGCUUAGCCGUCUCAUGCUGCCUUACCUGUUCCCUGACCUGUCCACCUUUGCUACAGUCGCCGAUCUUAUCACCCACCUUCGCACUAGUGAUGCUCGCCUGCGUGCCGCCCUUCCCACCGAGUUCUGCGCUAAGAACCCCCCUCCCCUGUACUGGGCACUCCACUUCAUAGUCACCCGUCUCCCUGACACCCUCAGCUCAGUGCGCGACUAUUUCCUUGCUCGCUGUCCCACUGAGCUCACUGUCGCCCUCCUAGAGGAGAAGCUAAUAGCAGCCGAGAAGAGCAUUGUAGCUGUAGGUGCUGCUCGCGGCGCUCCUCGCACCCCCAUCUUUGAGGGGUGCUCUCCCUCUCCCCUCGCUCCCUCCUAUGCUACUGCUGCUGCUGUUGACUUCCUUGGUGCUGAGUCUGCUGGCGCUGCUUCUGCUCCUGGUGGGAGGCGCCGCACCGGCAAGGGCAAGGGGGGCAAGGGUGGCGGGGGUGGCGCUGGGGGGGGAGGGGGUGGGGGAGGUGGGGGGGGAGGCGGUGCUGGAGGGAGCGGUGGCGGGAGUGCCGGUGGGAGUGGGGCCGGCGGCGGAGGCGGGGGCGGCGGCGGGAGCAGUGGCGGUGGUGGCAGCGGCGGCAGUGGCGGCGGUGGCGGUAGUGGCGGUGGCGGUGGCGGUGGCGGUGGUGGCGGUCGGAGCGGAGGUAGUGGCGGCGGUGGAGGUCGGAGUGGAGGCACCGGCUCGGGCCAGAGCUCCCAGCAGCAGCAGCGUCCCCAGUCGACCCAGCAGCUUCGUGAGUGGCUUGCUCAGCGUGGGACGUCGGGGGGCAGUGGCCGCUGUUCCUAUGUCAUUCGCACAGGUGAUCGCAAGGGGCAGACGUGUGGAAAGUUCCACACUCAGUACCGCUGCUUCUUCCGCCUUGACGACGCUUGGCGUGAGGAGAUGGGCGAGGAUGUUGAGCGCCCUCGCUGGGCUGAGCUGAUGAGGGCUGGUGUUGAUAUCUUUGCUCUUGACUAUGAUGCUAUUAUUGCUGCCAUGUAUGCAUUGACUGUUAGUGCCGAGGGAGACUGUUACUUGUGUGUGCCGCCUGACCCAGGUAUAGGGCCCGCUGCCCUAGGUACUAGUGAGUCUGCUCUCUCUGGUAUGGUGCCCCCUGUACCUGCUCCCUCCAGCACUGUCCCUGCUGCUUGCGAGUCUGCUCUCUCAGGUACAGCACCCACAGAGACUGCUCUCUCAGGUACUGCACCGGCUGAGACCUGUCACACCUUCACCCUUGACUCAGGUGCUUCCCGCUGCUUCUUUCGAGACAGUACUGAGCUCACACCGCUUCCUGCACCGGUCCCAGUCUCCUUGGCUGACCCCUCUGGGGGCCCAGUCCUUGCCCAGUCCACCACUGUGCUCCCUUGUCCGGCGGUUCCGUCUGGCUCGCUGACGGGUUUCCACCUCCCCUCGUUCUCGACGAACCUGGUGAGCAACGCUGUCAUCCAGGAUCAGUGGGUUGACACCUUUACCCCUGGAGGACAGCGUGUGGCGAUCUGCACGUGCUCCAGGACCGGCCGUCACCUGGCUACGUUUACUCGUCGGCCGGGGUCGAGUCUCUACACACUGACCACUGCGUCUCCUCAGGUCGCUGCUGUCGGUCAGGUGUCCGCGUCAGGUCUGGUGGCCCACGCCUGUGAGUGUCGUUCCCUGUCGCACCAGACUCUUCUCUGGCACCACCGCCUGGGUCACCCCUCCUUGCCACGCCUCCGUGGCAUGCACCGUCGCUGCCUUGUGUCUGGUCUUCCCAGGUCCCUCCCUCCCCUCCCUGCCUCGCCUGCGCCGCCUUGCCUUCCUUGCGUCGAGGGGCGGCAGCGCGCCGCUCCUCACUCCUCCUCGUUCCCCCCGACAGAGGCUCCUCUGCAGACCCUCCACCUGGACGUGUGGGGCCCAGCCCGCGUUCGUGGUCAGGGCGGUGAGCGGUACUUUUUGCUGGUUGUCGACGACUACUCGCGUUACACCACGGUCUUCCCCUUGCGCACCAAGGGUGAGGUCCCUGCUGUUCUGAUCCCUUGGAUCCGCACAGUUCGUCUCCAGCUCCGCCGCCGUUUCCGGACGGAUCUUCCUGUCCUGCGUCUGCACUCUGACAGAGGUGGUGAGUUUUCCUCCGACCUCUUGAGGACCUUCUGUCAGGCGGAGGGCAUCGAGCAGACCUUCACGCUUCCGGACUCCCCACAGCAGAAUGGGGUUGCUGAGCGCCGCAUCGGCUUGGUCAUGGAGGUCGCUCGUACCUCCUUGGUCCACGCGGCGGCUCCCCAUUUUCUGUGGCCGUUUGCUGUCCGGUACGCCGCGCAUCAGCUCAACCUCUGGCCCCGUGUCUCCUUGCCGGAGACCUCGCCCACACUGCGUUGGACGGGGGAGGUUGGCGAUGCGUCGCGCUUCCGGGUGUGGGGUGCUCGUGCCCUUGUCCGCGAUACGUCCGCGGACAAGCUCUCCUCCCGCACGCUUCCCUGUGUCUUCCUUGGCUUUGUCCCUGACGCGCCGGGCUGGCAGUUUUACCACCCCACCUCGCGCCGGGUCUUCGCCUCUCAGGACGUCACCUUUGACGAGUCGGUCCCUUUUUACCGUCUCUUCCCCUACCGUACUGCCCCCCUCCCUCCCCCGCCGCUUUUCCUUGCUCCUGGUCCCCCUCCGGUAGACCCCCUUCCCCCUCAGGGUCCUGCUCCUUCAGGUGUCUCUCAGGUAGACCCUCCUCCCGUCGCUGAGCCUGUCGAGGUCACAGGUGACUCAGGUGCUGCUGCAGGUGGUGCUGCUGGGAGUGCUGAGCCUGAGGGUGCUGGGCCUGGGGGUGCUGGGACUACGGGUGCUGGAGCUGAGGGUACUGUGCCUGAGAGUUCGGCGCCUGGGGGUGCUGAGCCUGGGGGUGCUGCGACUGGGGGUGCUGAGCCGGCGUGUGCGGAGUCUGGGGGUGCUGCGUCUGGGGGUGCUGCGCCUGCGGGUACUGAGCCUGGGGGUGCUGCUACUGAGCCUACGGAGCCUCGGGUUGCUGCGUCUGGGGGUGCUCCGGUUCGGGGUGCUGAGCAGUCUCUCACACCACAGCAGCUUCGUGACUGGUACGUCCGGCGCUUUCGCCGUCCUAGUGGCUCGGCUGGAGCUGGGGGUACUGGAGCUGCCGGGACUGGUUGUUCUGGGAGCGCUACGACUGGAGCUGCUGGAGCUGGGGACUCUGGAGCUGGCGGCGCUAGCGGAGUUGUAGCUGCCGACUCUGGGGGUGCUCUUCCUUGCGGUGCUGCGGACCCUGGGGGUGGUGCUGCUGCUGGUGCUGCGGACCCACCUGGUGGAGCUGCUGCUGGAGCUGAGGACCCGAGUGGUGGCGCUGCUGCUGGUGCUGGGGACCCGGACGCUGGAGUCUCUUCUGCUUCUGGAGACGCUGCGCGGCCGCGGCCGUACUUCGUACCGCUCCUUCAGCAGGUUCUUGGGCAGGCUCCUCCUCCUUGUCCUCCUCCCUCCGUCGAGUGUCCUCCGACUGUCCAGCCGCAGUCACAGUUACCGCCUGCCUCGCCUCUCCCUGCUCCCUCUCCUUACACUGGUCCCACAGGAGGUCUUACAGAGCGUCGUGAGCCUGAGUCUCGUCUUGCGUCGCCUGUCCGUACUGCUCGCACUGGUCGUCGUGUCCGUCGUGAGCGUCCUCCUCCUGUCCCAGGCACUCACUACAUGACUCUGCGUCCCUCUACUGCUCCUCAGCGUGUCCCUCUGCCGUCUCCUCCUGCGUCCUCUUUGCCUGCCGUUCCGGACCCUGAGUCUGACCGGUAUCGUGCUGAGCACCCUACAGUCACGCGUCUCCUAGCUACUGUUGUCACUGACCCUACCUUUGAGUCCUCGGCUGCGUCUGCUCUGGUCGCUGAGUUGGUUGACUUUGCUGCUGCCUGUCGUCUAGACUACGCUGCUCGCCUUGUUGCUGGGUCUGAGUCUGCGUCUGUCUGUCCUCCGUCCGUCGGGGGUGAGUGUGCUCUUGGCACGGACGUCCUUGAGGACAAGCAGGAGGACUUUGACUCUCUCGCGGCUGCUGUACCUCAUCUCGUGGCCUGGUUGCUUGCCCCUGAGGGAGACCCGGAUGCACUAGACAUCCCCACUCCGCGCACUUACGCAGAGGCGAUCUCGGGUCCCUACUCCUCUCAGUGGCAGACAGCCAUGGACGCAGAGAUGGCAUCCUGGAAGUCCACAGGCACCUACGUCGACGAGGUUCCCCCUCCUGGGGCGAACAUCGUCGAUGGCAUGUGGAUUUUCAGGGUGAAGCGGCCGCCAGGUUCUCCGCCUGUCUUCAAGGCUCGUUACGUUGCUAGAGGCUUCAGUCAGCGUCAGGGGGUCGACUUCUUCCAGACCUUCUCCCCCACCCCGAAGAUGACCACUCUUCGGGUUCUGCUGCACGUUGCCGCUCAGCGUGACUACGAGCUUCACUCUCUUGACUUCAGCACAGCGUUCCUGCAGGGCAGCCUGUACGAGGAGAUCUGGCUGCGCCGCCCACCUGGCUUUACUGGGUCGUUUCCUCCUGGUACCCAGUGGAGCCUCCGCCGGCCAGUCUACGGUCUCCGCCAGGCGCCACGCGAGUGGCACGACACACUGAGGAUUACACUUGCGGCUCUUGGGUUCGCGCCGUCUACUGCUGACCCGUCGCUGUUUCUGCGCACAGACACGUCGCUGCCGCCGUUCUACAUUCUCGUGUACGUCGACGACUUGGUCUUUGCUACUGCUGACACUGAGGCACUCGCUCGUGUGAAGUCGGAGCUGCAGAAGAGACACACCUGCACUGACCUGGGUGAGCUGCGUAGCUACCUUGGCUUGCAGAUCACCCGGGACAGAGCUCGCCGCACCAUCACCCUGACUCAGUCACACAUGGUGCAGCAGGUCCUUCAGCGCUUCGGCUUCCAGUUCUCCUCACCACAGGCCACACCUCUGGCUACCAGCCACUCGCUCUCAGCUCCACCUCCGGACGAGUCCGUAGAGCCGAGUGGCCCGUACCCAGAGCUUGUGGGCUGCCUCAUGUACCUGAUGACUUGCACGCGACCUGACCUCGCGUACCCUCUUAGCAUCCUUGCUCGUUACGUUGCGCCUGGGAGACACAGGCGAGAGCACUGGGAGGCUGCUAAGAGGGUGCUGCGCUACUUGUGCAGUACAUCAGGCAUGGGGCUGGUGCUUGGAGGACGCGACAGAGUUGUCCUCACUGGCCACUCGGACGCUUCUUGGGUGGACGACCUGGCUACGCAGCGGUCGUCACAGGGUUACACCUUCAGCCUUGGCUUUGGUUCUGUCUCGUGGCGGUCCACCCGCUCUUCCUCUGUUCUCGGCUCUAGUUGUGAGGCUGAGAUCUACGCCACAGCCAUGGCUGCACAGGAGUUACGCUGGCUCACCUACCUGCUGACUGACUUGGGAGAGCGGCCUAGUUCUCCUCCAGUUCUGUACGGUGACAACAAGGCGGCUCUUGCCUUGUGUGAGGAGCACAGACUGGAGCACAGGACGAAGCACAUUGCUCUUCGCUACUUUCUUGCUCGAGAGCUUCAGCAGCGCGGUCAGCUUCGGCUUGUGUACGUGGACUCGAAGGCCAACACUGCUGAUAUCUUCACCAAGGCGCUCCCGCCUAGUGAUCAUCAGCGGCACUGUACUUCUUUAGGCCUUGUGUCCACGUUUCCUCACUUGCUCACUGCUUGA
Closterium sp. Yama58-4 is the source of this 5991-nucleotide messenger RNA. Lineage: Eukaryota; Viridiplantae; Streptophyta; Zygnematophyceae; Desmidiales; Closteriaceae. The record is from the annotation of a GenBank genome assembly.